Molecule: messenger RNA, 1540 nt
Organism: Scheffersomyces coipomensis
Lineage: Eukaryota; Fungi; Ascomycota; Pichiomycetes; Serinales; Debaryomycetaceae
Exons: 1
Coding region: 100-1488 (462 amino acids)
Source: RefSeq, a predicted model, not a curated record
GGGUUUGGUUCCUGCGAUAGUCAAAUUUAAACUGCGAAAUCAAAAACGUAAACAAACAGAGAUCAAGUGAUUAUUGACACGAAGUGGCAUUCACCAGAGAUGUUUAAGAGGAGGACGAUAAGGAAACUGGGAAGAAGUAGGCGACGCCAAAAGAGUCUUAGACCUAGAAAUUCUUUUAAAGCUAGGCGAAAGGAGAAAGUACAGGUGCAGAAUACAGAUAUCCUUGAAGGUAUGCUGAAACUUGAUACUACAAAGAAUGAUUUAUUCUAUUCUGAUACCACAGCAACAUUGCCAUAUCCAUGGACAGAUGUUCAUCCCCUGAUGAAAUUGAAUUCGAAUGAACGUGUUCUGCUGAUGUUAACCUUGAAACAAAUAUGUGCUGAUAAAAUUGCAACUGAAGUUGACCUGCUUGAUGCAUCUAAUCUAGAUCAAGUUCCCGAAAGUCUAUGCUUAGUGAUAUGGAAUAGAAUCUUAGAGUUGAAUAAUGAUUCAUUUCUGGUAUACACCAUGUUUGCCAAUAGGUUUAGUGAAACUCGCGUGGAAGGUUAUACGUCUCAUGACUUUUACCUGGAACAUAAUAAGUAUGACUUACAACGAUUAAGAAGAGAUACGAUUAAUACGAUCAGACCCAUCAAUGCUACAUAUUACAGAGUUGAAGUCAUGCUUUCAAAUGUGAAUCUUACUAGUUUUGUUAAAAGAAUCAAGGAAUGUCAAUUUACAAAAUACGUGUUACUUAAUCUAUCACAAAUGAAUCCUAAUCAAUUCACUUAUGAUGAUUAUUUCAUGAUCUUUAAUAUCCCCAAUUUAAUAGCAAUAGACCUUUCAAAUAAUGAAGUUAUUGAUGAUAAUUUCAUACUUAAUCUUUGUUCAACAAUCAAACGAUCAAAACUUUUGAAUUUGAAGGCUGUUUUACUUAAUGGUUGUCCAAAGGUAACUAUAGCCGCGUUAAAGGCAUUACAGGACCUUAUUGAUGAAGGUGUGGUAGGAUGUUCUUUAAGGCUCAUAGAAAGUGACUUUCACUUAGUCAAUCCAACGACGUACUGGAGGAGUUUUCCUGGCCAGAAUCAUCUAUCAACCUUACCUCUAGGAAUGAAAGCGUUUUAUAGUCAUAGUUCCAAAUCGAUCGUUAAUGACGGAAUUAAGACACGUACUGAAAGUAAGUUUGAAAAGUAUGGUCAUUCCAAUAAAACAGCAAUCCUAGACUUUCACAUCGGUAGAGGGAAUUUCACGCCUAGUAAUCAUGUUGCAAAUAAAGAGUAUAUGACCCUGGCCUGGAAAGAUAUUCAACGGAAAAACAACAAUUCAAGAGGAUACUUAUAUAUCAAGGAUGCAAAUUUACACAAGGUAGAGGUCAAAAAACCUAUCAUGAAGACUGAAGUUAAACAAGAACAAAUUCCUGAUAAAGAAAAUGUACUGACUGUACCUACCAAGAGAAAACUUGUUAAGCGCUUAAUAAAGCCAAAUAUUAAAAGCUUCUUUGCUCUAUAAUUAACGUAAUUAACUCUUUUUAAUGAAACUAAUGUACAAUAUAUAUUAAUGA